AUGACGCAACCACCGCCAUCAACACCUACACCUCGUCGAUUUCUGCUUUCCAAGAAACCUCCAGGAUCGCAACAACAGACACCAGGCAGCGGCCCGCCCGUCUUCGCCGGCAGCCAGCGCUUCCAGCCCACGCCCCGCUUCGCCCCUCCGUCAUCGACUCAGCGACCUCCCGCGACGCCCGUGUUCCCUGGUUCACUUCGACCGUCGAGACACCGAGACCCGAUCCACGAUCUUCUGGAUAGUUCCCCGACAGAUGCGCCCGUCUCGGCGACGCGAUCGACGCGAGGAGCUGGGACGCAGAGGCAGAAUCUUAGGAUUGACAUCGACUCUGACGUCGGUAGCGAUUCGCCGACAGAGGACCAGGAUGAGCUGCCGCCAAUGGUCGUCGCGGUGAGCGAUUCGAUCGAGAUUGAUUCGGAGCCGCCUAGUGUUUUAUACAGCGAGAGUGAGGAGAGGACACCAAAGAGGAGAAGGAUUUCGGUCUCGCCAGCAUUGAGCUGGCAGGAGGAGCCCAAGGAAGACGUUGCCAUGGGAUACGAAGAGGAAGAGCUUCUCCCUGAAGAAAGCGGAUACGGUGACGAGCAGCUGCCAGAUGCGAAUGAUGAGCUUCCCUUCCGCGAGGGUGUGCCCAAGACUGAGGACGACUUGGUUGUUCCUAAGCGCGCUGCAGGAGACCCAGUCAAGACGCAGCCGACCUUUCAUCGCGCCCCUCGUUUCAAGCCGUCUGAAUCCGAAGUCAUUCGACAGGAAGGCCUACCGGAGGCGUUCUCUCCACAGCGGCGAGGCGCAAAGUACGUCGCUGGGGGCCUCGCGGCAGAGCUGCAGACUUGGCUGGCAGAGGUCAAGGGCUGGACGGGCGGUGACCGUCCGGCUGACCUAGUCAUGAGCAUUGUUGUUGACGAAGUUCGUCAUGGAAACAGAAUGUACCUUGUUCGGGGACGAAGGAUCAUGGGCGACGGGGAUGUAAGAGAAGAGAUUGCGGCGCGGCUUAUGCUGGCUGGGGAGGGACAGUUGACGGGCCUGGGACACAAGGCUCCUGUCGUCGUGGGUAGUGUCAUUGCGAUUUCCCAGCCUGCGUGGGAAAUUGAGCUACAAGAUGGUAGAUGGAUCGUCGCCUGCGACUGGGCGGUCUCGUAG
Molecule: messenger RNA, 1137 nt
Organism: Colletotrichum costaricense
Lineage: Eukaryota; Fungi; Ascomycota; Sordariomycetes; Glomerellales; Glomerellaceae
Exons: 2
Coding region: 1-1137 (378 amino acids)
Source: RefSeq, a predicted model, not a curated record